This is a messenger RNA of Leishmania mexicana MHOM/GT/2001/U1103, 828 nucleotides long. RefSeq lists its product as hypothetical. NCBI's taxonomy places the organism in Eukaryota, Euglenozoa, Kinetoplastea, Trypanosomatida, Trypanosomatidae. The coding region runs from base 1 to 828 and encodes 275 amino acids. The transcript has a single exon. The record is from RefSeq and is a predicted model, not a curated record.
AUGUUCCCUACUCACCAGAGCACACGUACAGUCCCCCCCCCUCCCCGCAUGGCCACGCUCUCUGAGCACUCGCGGCUGAUUCAGAAGUUCGACACUUGUCGGACGGCCUUCAUGCUAUGCUAUGCGCCGGUGCAAGCGGACCCGCACAUCCCGAGCCUCCACAAUGUCGUGCACGCGACGAACGCGAUGGCAGCCGUGCAUCAGUUGCUCGGCCCGGAGCGGUCCGUGUUUGCCGCCACGGAGGUGCACACGCACGGCGUCGGCGACAGCUGCGAUGGCAUCCAGCUGCCAGAGGACACCAUCAUCGCCGAGAAUGUGAGGACGUCGAUGCUGGUGCCAAAGGUGCGGCCGCACAUUCUCGGCGACGCCGAGCGUGGCAUUCCGCCUGUGCAGCAGGUUAUUAUCUGUGGCUACGAGACGUGCGGCUGCGUCUUGCAGACCGCUGACGAUCUUCUCACGCGUGGCGUCCGCGUGGCCGUCCUUGUUGACGGGUGCGCCUCGCAAAGGAAGGAGAUGCACGACACGGCCGUGUUGCAGAUAUCACACUGGGAUGGCUUGAUGGUCACAACCGUGCCGUCUGCAAUCAUGCAGCUGACGCGAUCUGAUGCGCGCUUUCUCAAGCCAAUCAUCCAAAUCUUGAAGAAGUUUGCCGCCGACUGGAGAACCACGCAGCCGCGGCCGGAGCUGCGUGACCGGAGAGAGGGCGGUGAUGGCGAUGAGGUCACCGCUGCCAGCAACACCGUGGCUGCCCCGUCUGCGUUAGUCAACGCCACCGCAGCAUAUGCUGUACUGGCCGCGGAUUCGGCUUGCUGUAGAAUGGAUCACUGA